AUGCCUAAAGACACACAGCAUGUUCAAUUUCUCAACGACUACUACAACAGGCUCGUCGACCCUAAUGACUUGAUGAAGACCACUCAAGAGAUUUCAGACGACUGCAAUAAGGCACAUUUACCUCCCACGACUCAAGGCAUUGAUGGUGUUGACUCCCAAAUAGUGGGAAGACACAUGAGCGAAUGUCGAAAGCGCGCCGCAAACCAAGCUCGCGCAAAACGAAAUACUCCGGAACAGACGCAGAUCCUGGAAGCCGCGUAUGCACUUGAUCAUUAUCCACCUCCAGGAAUAAAGAUGAUAUUAAUGUGGAAGACGGGUUUGAGCUACAGGAAGGUCAAGAAUUGGUUCGAACAUAAAGCUAAGGUGCUGAAGAUGACCGGCAGAGGACGCACACAUCCAAAGUCGAAGAAUAGCAGACAUGCGAUCCGGAUGUGGAAAGCAUAUGAUGAGGAUCGCGAAGGAUACGUCCAAAAACUGUUAAACGGUUCGAUAUGCCCCGUGACCGGCGCAGAUCUUACUCGACAAAUGGGAAAUAAUGCACCCGUAAAUGGCGCUAUGAACAAUGUGAACAGCCAGCUAGGCCUCGGCCUCAUGGCAUCUGGAUCAAAUAUUGGAUUUCGGUUUAACUAUGAAAAUGGUCAAGGUAGCUUUCAGGCCAUGGAGGCACUACCACAUAACCUCAUGAACCGGCAUGGACAAACUGAAUUCCAGAAUGCACCGGCGCCACAGCACUAUCAGAUGAAUUCUCACGGGCAGAAUGGCUUCCAGAGAAUGCAGGUACCUCAGCCCAACCAGGUGAAUCAGCAAGCACAACACGGAUCCCAGAAGAUGCCUAUGUAUACUCAGGCACAAAGCCAGAUGUAUUCCAUGCCACUGGCUCAGUUUAUGAACCUGGGAAACAAUGGCUUGACAGCAGGACAGAGCUAUCCUGCUAAUGGAAACCAACAAGCCGACCAACAAAUCGCUCAGCCAGGAGCUAAUAUCCUGAAUCCUAUUUUGAGACACCCACAACCUGGAUUACUCAAUGGAAUAAACAAGCCUGCAUCAUACCAUCAUAUUGGUGGCAUGUCUGGAUGGUCCAGCAUUCCAACUGGCCAACCAGCGCCCCAAAACUAUCAGACUUCUCGAGGACCUCAAGGUCAAGGGCAGGAGCAGUAUGCGCCUCCCUGUUCCCAGGUUCUAGCAAGUCAGGCAGAGCAACUGCCCAAUAAGAGCUUGAGCCAAACUGCCACUCCAUCUAGAAAGAGAAAGCCAGCUCCUGUCGAAAACGAAACGGACAGUGAUAAACAUUCUAUGAAGCGACCUUGUCAUGUCUUAAUGUCUCAAGCUAUUGCUUCAGCUGGCAAGAGAAAGUUCACACCAGCUAAGGGCGAAGUGGAAAAGAUUGAACGUCCGAAGAAGCAACAUAAAAGCAUGAGACAGGUGUCCAGGACCAAGGGACGAAUGAAGCCUAAACCAUCUCCAGAGUUUCUGGCUCAAUUGACAAACAUAGCUGAAGGUGUUUACCAAGAACAUACAUUCAUGGCGGCAUCCAAUACAGGAAUGUCCUUCAACAAUGGUGACAUGAACAGAUGGUCACCCAAUCAAUCUCCCACCAGACAUAAUGGCUAUGGCAAAAAUUAUGAUGGAAAGACAAAUGGAGCAAGAGAGACGACUCCCGCUAUCUCACCCGCUACUAUUUCAACCCCGGACAUCGAUCCUAGUCUUCUUGACCCUCUUCUUUUUAGUGAUAACGAGAGAAAAUCUGGGGAGGCACAUGCAGCUGCAAAUCAAGAUCCCCACACUUACGUUCCACAACAGCAGUUUACACAAGAUGCACAGAAGGAAGACAACUCGGCUGUGGAAGGAAAAGUUCAAAGUCCUACAGCACACAACGCCAGUAGCCAAGACGGAAUCUGGGAGGCUGAACUACCAGCUCAAUACCUCCCAGCACCAAAAGAUUCUCCCUACGAACAGAACGGGGUCCAGGAGUUGGAGUUGCAGGAUCAGGUACCUUCAACACUGGAGUAUUCUGUGAACGCACAGGACGUCGACAACUCCGACAACUUACUCCUCUCAAUGGAAGAGAGUGCGUUUCGUGGCUCCAUUCCUAUGGCUGGGGGCUUCGACUUCAAGUCUUUCCUGCGUACUUAG
Sclerotinia sclerotiorum 1980 UF-70 is the source of this 2133-nucleotide messenger RNA. RefSeq lists its product with no specific name. The record is from RefSeq and is a predicted model, not a curated record. Gene Ontology annotation, molecular function: DNA binding. Bases 1 to 2133 code for a protein of 710 amino acids. Lineage: Eukaryota; Fungi; Ascomycota; Leotiomycetes; Helotiales; Sclerotiniaceae. The transcript has 3 exons.